Owenia fusiformis is the source of this 2609-nucleotide messenger RNA. NCBI's taxonomy places the organism in Eukaryota, Metazoa, Annelida, Polychaeta, Sabellida, Oweniidae. The record is from the annotation of a GenBank genome assembly.
AGCGAACAUCGACCUUGACGCGUGCUUUUGUUCGCCAAUUUCCUGCAAAUAAGUAUCGUUCGAUGAUUUACUGCAAAAAGAAAAAUGAGAAGAAAAACUAAAGUCAAAAUUUGUCUAUGUCUUGUCAUUUUUAUCUAUCUCUGUGUGACAGUUUAUUGUUUAUAUGCAAUGUUAAAGAGAGACAAAGUGCCACAGGAAGGGUGGGAUUCGAUUGAAAACAAAUUUGGUCCUAUACAGACUCAACCAAGUGUUAAGAAACAUGAUAUUAUCUCAAGAGGAGCAAGAAAUGGCAAACAAGUUCAUAUUGUUGAAGUAUGGGGGAAGGCAGCAAUUGGAUUAUACUUUUGGGAGCAUAUCAUGAAUGCAGAAUUGGAGUCAAAGAUGGGAGGGGUCUGGAGUUAUGGACAAAAGAUGGUCAAAAAUAUCCAAUUCAGGUAGGAUUUCUACCAGGAGCAGUACAUCAGUCUGUCAGUCCAUCCAUCCAGGUUCAGAACUGGACCUGGUGUUUUACCAAACAAAGUUCCCAGAGAUACCAAUAACCUCAUUCUUGUAAUUAAUGGCAGAGAGCCCUCAAAAGUAAAAGCGGCUAAAAUUUGGCUGAAUGAACUUCAAACAUUUCCACUGUUGAAAAAUGUAGCUGUAAUUCUACUUGGAAAUGAACAGUGUAAUAAUGAUUGGAUAAAUGAGUAUAUGAUCAUUAAUGGAGGAUUAGUAAAGAUGGUGUUUCUGGUGUAUGAUUCUCCACAAGUGGACAAUGAUGCCUUCUACCAAUGGCCAUUAGGAGUAGCAACAUAUAGAGACUUUCCAAAGAUACCCCCAGAUAGUGUUGAUGUUACAAAGGAAAGGGAGUAUACAUGUAAUUUCCUUGGUACAGUGUACCCAGAUUCUUCUAGAACAACUCUCAUGGAGAUCAUUGAUCAGUACCAGCUUAGGAAAAUCUGCAAGGUUGUCCCUAGAUAUGAGUGGGUGCCUAAUGAAACUGCAGAGAGCCUCGAUAAUUAUAUAGAAUCUCUAGAAACUAGUGAUCUUACUCUGAAUCCAGUAGGUAAGAACACAGAAUGUUACCGCAUCUAUGAAGCCAUGUCCCUUGGAUCGGUACCUGUCAUUGAAGACAUCGCAACCCAAGGCAUGUGUCAUUCUUUUUCUCUACGUCUAUUUAAAAAACACAAAGCUCCAGUUAUUUAUGUCAAAAAUUGGAAACAGUUAAAAGAUGUGAUGAAUCAAGAAUCUAAAUUGUCAACAAAUGAGAAAAUCCAACGGAGGAAAUUGAUCAUUGAUUGGUAUGACAGUUUUAAGUUAAGAAUGAGGAAUGAAUUUAUACACAUUUUGCAAACAAGAUUUUUUAAUAUUAAAGAAAGGUAAAACUUCCUGAAAUAAUUCCGCUGCCGAUUGUUUAUACAGUAGCCUAAGGUAAGUGAUGAAAGGUGAUCUCAUGUUAGAGAUUUUCACUGUUAUGGAUACCAGGCCUUAUUGGUAAUCAAUACCACGAGUCUGCAAUUAAAAUCACAUCCAUCCAAAUUCAUAAAAGAAGAAUUCUGAGAGUUUCUUCAGAGGAAAUGCUUGUAUUCAUUUUUUCAUUUAUGUCUCAAAAACAACAUGCUAAAACAAGAUGGCUCUCAAAUCCAGUUGUAUCUUUACAUAUUUUUUCAGUUUUACUCUUGAAUUCUGCAAUGGAUAAUGAAAACAAAUAAAUCAAUCACAUAAAAACUCAAAAGUCCAAGAAGUAAAAUAUUUUUGUUCUCAAAGUUAAAAUUUACUGAUUCAAAUUCAAGCCAUUCUGGCCUUAACCCAUCCAUGAGCCAUCUCAUCAUAGUUGCCAAAACAACAUUCAUCUGUGGUGAUUUGUUUCCUCAGAGGUAGUACCAGGAGCCCAUUUACAACAAGAGAGAUAUUUUUGAAGAGAGAAGAAUCAUUUGGUGAAAAAACAACAUUUAAGACAACCAGCUUGAAAUCCCUCUUCAGGUUCACCAUUAGUUUCACCAAGUUGCUUAGAGACCCUCCCCAAACAUGGUGUCUUUUCCAUUAUCUAUUAUGUUGGACAUCGCCUGGACUGGCCUUGCUAUGACCUGUGACAUUGAAGGCUUGCAGUCCUCCAAAUGUACUUCUCUCAGUGGGCUCCUCCUAAUCACCAGUAGUAAUCUCUUGAUGUCAUCCAGAUGGCAGGACUACUUACCCCCUACAUUCCACAAAGGAAUUAUAAAUUCAAAGACACUCUUUCUCCUUGCCCUGUGUAAACAUUUAUACCUGGAGAGCCCAAAAGAAACUGCCUUUACAAUAGUGACUUAAAUAUAGAGCAUAACUAGAUAUCAAGAUUGCAAGCAAUCUUACGGAGGCCCUGGAGGCUUUUGUGACCUAGUUUGAUGACAUAGACCUGCAGAAUUUGACUUUUGCUGACUUUAUUGCAAGUACUUAUAUUAACUUAUUAUAACUCAUCUGAUCUAAAUCUGAAUCAAAGAUUUUAUCACUUUGAAGCAAAUGAGAAUUUGAUCUUGAACAAAUGAGUGAUAGCAAUAGCUCACCAUGUGAGCUAAAACGUGAGUUUCGAAUUCUCUGUCCUUUGGAAAUGUGUUUUGGUCAGUAAGGUAACGGUCUACUUCUACUUCAAUUAC